AUGCCUACGGCAACUACUACACUGCAAGUCGGUGGGAGGACAACAGGAAAUAUCCAGACGCCCGUCAUCUCUGCCAACAUGUUGCAGUCCUUGAUACAUAGAUCAGCGCUGGGAAGAGUAGCCAAGAUUGGUGCUCUUUACGACAUUAGAACGGAGAGCUUCCAGGGUGAUACUCUGUUUGGCUCAAAGCUUGAAGACGAUACAGUUGAUACAAUGGAUCUUGGCGACACCUCGAUAGAGCUUGUGAUGUCAGACAACCUACAGGAAAAAUUCAGCAAACUGAAUGUAGAGGCAGAGCUUCAGGUGAGUUUAUUGGCCGGCCUGAUCAAGUUGAGUGGAUCAGGAUCCUACCUAGAGGAGGAAAAAAAGAGCGCUAGAGCUCAAAGCAUGAGUCUAAUCUACAAGCUGAGAACAGUUAAUGAAGAGAUCAUGCUUCGCCAGAAUAAAGAUAAGAUCGACCUGGAAAUUCUGUCACCUUCAAAUGGGCAAACCGUAGAUGCAACCCAUGUGGUUGUUGCUAUCGAUUGGGGAGCAGUUUGCUCGGUUACCUGUGAGUAUGAAAACAAAGAAGAUGAAAAUGUUACUGAAGUCAAAGGGGCCUUGAGCGCAGAACUUGAAAAACUCAAAGUUUUGGUUGAUGUCAAAGGGUCUGCAAAAGCAUCAUAUGGUGAUAAAAACAAAGGAAAUCAUAACAAAUUUACCUUCAAAUGCAAAGCGGAUGUGUCGGCUCCUGACAAGGAUCUACCUGUGACAUUCGAAGGUGCUGUUGAACUAGCGCGAAAUCUUCCAAGUCUAGUUAAAGAUACAAACAAAGGGAAGGGGGUUCCAUUGCUGUACAUGUUGAUGCCACUGGAUGCCGUCGUCAAGAUGUGUAGGCUCCAGAUACAACUUCAAAUACAAUACACAUCAAUCAAUGACGACAUCAUCAAAAAGUGUGCACAGGUUGUGGAGGGAAUCACCAAUAAGAGACAGUCCCUCUACGAUAUUCAAAAUGAUCUGCAUGCCAGCGCCGAAUAUGUCGCUGAAGGAUCUCUAGCUAGGAUUGAUGAUAUCUUAAACGAGUUCAUUGUGCAAGAAUCUGGUUUUAAGUCUGGGCUUCAAAAUUUGGUGAAGAACGUCAAGUCGGGAAGUGUAGAUGUCUCUGAAAUCGAGGCAUUCGUGGGUGAAGAAUUAUUUGAGACAUUUUCCAUUCCCAGGUACAAAAAUCACAUUAGAGGGUUUCAAAAAGAUCUGAACAAGCUAAAAUCUAUCCAAUCAUGGAAGAAGAAAGGAAUAAUCUACAUCGGAAAAAAAGAUGAAGUCACCAUGGACGACAGCAGAAUGGUCUACGCGCUCUACAAGACUGGCGAAGAGAAUGUAAAGAACGAUCUUGAUGAGAAAAAUCAGGAGUUUUUUUUGCGACUACAAAAAACACAUGCUCAUGAGGAGGACUACAAAUUCAAAGUUGUGGACCAAGACCUUAGAGAGGAUAUUUGGCCAUCACGCAUAAAGAAGACAACCAUUUAUAGCUUUGUAGACGGUCGUCGAACAUCGGAAGACCUGUACGCCAAAGAAGGCCAAGACUCUGAGAUGUGUCUGAUACAAAUCACUAAACCACUCUACCUGCAAACACGCCCAAACAACCGAGCACAUCUUCAGCUAAGAUGCCCAAAUGCUUUGGUCGGAAAUGGUCAAUGUUCAGGUGACCCUGUCACUUGGAAGUGUUCCAGAUGCAGAGAGUUGGUUGAGUAUGGCAUAGAAACUAAACUGUUUUACUGCAAAUGCGGAAAAUCUGACCCCGACAAAUCAUUCUGGCGUUGUAAUGAGAAGGAGCACGGCAUGAACUACGUCAAGUAUCAACACGAUAUUCUCUCUGCGGAGUUGUCAAAUCUUCGGGCCUUGAAGGAGAGAAACAUCUUGAUCCUGGGUGAAACAGGCGUUGGAAAAUCUACGUGGAUCAACGGUUUUAUUAACUACCUUUAUUAUGCUGAUCUUGAGGAAGCUAUGCAUGCCAAGGAGUUCCACGUUUUAAUACCGUCCAGUUUCACCUUUACACAACACGGGAAGGAAAAGAAGAUAAUGGUUGGGGAAAGUGACACCAAUGAGAACAUGGAAGCCGGAAAAUCUGCAACCAAAGAGCCUCGUUCCUAUGUCUUCCAUGUAGGAGGGGAAAUCGUUCGCUUGAUUGACACACCAGGAAUAGGAGAUAGUGAAGGUAUACAACAAGAUCGGAAAAACUUUGACAGCAUACUAUCGUAUCUGACCUACUACCAGGAGAUUCAUGCUGUGUGCAUACUUCUCAAGCCGAACAAUUCACGUCUAACAGCGAUGUUCCGCUUUUGUAUCCAAGAACUCCUGGCCCAUCUGCAUUCGUCGGCUAAAAACAAUAUUGUGUUUUGCUUCACCAAUGCUCGAGCUACUUUCUACCAGCCGGGAGACACCUUGCCCGCCCUCAACAAAGAGCUCGAGAACAAACAGGUUGGAAUUCAAGCUACCCCAAGCAACUACUUCUGUUUUGAUAACGAGCCUUUCCGCUUUUUGGCUUGUGUGAAAAGCGGGGUGGAAUUCAGCCAAGGGGAGAUAAACACUUAUGCUGAAAGCUGGAACAGGUCUGUUGAAGAAACCAAGAAGCUAUUUGAGCACAUCAGCUCUUUGAGGCCUCACAAUAUUCGGAACACUUUGAGUAUGAAUGAGGCUCGAAGAAUCAUCUUGGCCAUGAGCAAACCUUUGGCAGAAGUGGCCAAGACAAUCCAACAAAAUGUACAGGAAGGCAACGAAGCAAAGACACAAAUUGACCUGGUCGACAGAGAUAUGGACAGCUUGAAAGCCAAUCUGAAAUUUUCUGGAUUUGACCUGAAGCGCCUGGAGCUAAGCUAUCCUAGAACAGUGUGUGCCGAUUCAAAAUGUGUCAGAUAUGUCCCAAUCGGUGCGAGUAGUACGCAAAACACAAUAUACGAGCAAAAAUGCCAUCCGCAUUGUGGUCUAAGCGGAAUUCCAACGCAAACAACAAAUGACGCAAGACUACAGGGUUGUGCCUGCAUACGCGGGACUAAUUGUACGAAGUGUGGUCACCAUUACACCGCUCAUAUGCACAUGACGUAUGACCUGCAGGUUUUCCCCAGGGAAUUCCUUUCUGAAGAAGUUCAAACACAAAUCAAUCAGAAGAAAAGUGCUAGAGAAACCAAGAAAGCUUUCAAAGAAGCAAUUGAUACAAAAAUUGCGGAAUUGAAGGAAGAGGAAAAAAUCAUCAUGAAAACUAGCGCCAAGUAUGGCUCAUUCCUCAAAGCAAAUGCUCUCAUACCCUACAAUGAUGCAGUUGGGGACUAUCUUGACAUGUCUAUUGAACACGAGAGAAACAAACCAAAGGCAAUCCGAAAUGACACUCUUCUGACUACAAUGGAAGACAUGAAGAGACAAUAUGAAUACGAAAGGAGAAUCUUGGAUCAGGCAAUCGAUGAAGAUGGUGGCGAAAACAUACACACUCCAGAGGAAGUGAUGAAGCUUCAGAAAGAGCUCUUUGGCCUUAAGCAUAUGGGACAAACAUUGAAAGAUCUUUUUGAUGGAAUUUCCAUCUCACACUCUGCCAGAAACGUAGCAUUCAAAGAGACGACUGCCCCCAUUCCACAGAAAUACAAGAACAAAGGGGCGAAGAGCACUUGGAAAUUUUCUUUUUCAAUGCUCCAAUGGCUGCCUUUCUCACAUUGA
This is a messenger RNA of Patiria miniata (bat star), 3684 nucleotides long. RefSeq lists its product as uncharacterized. The transcript is spliced from 3 exons. Bases 1 to 3684 code for a protein of 1227 amino acids. The record is from RefSeq and is a predicted model, not a curated record. Lineage: Eukaryota; Metazoa; Echinodermata; Asteroidea; Valvatida; Asterinidae.